Molecule: messenger RNA, 1949 nt
Organism: Leguminivora glycinivorella
Lineage: Eukaryota; Metazoa; Arthropoda; Insecta; Lepidoptera; Tortricidae
Exons: 12
Coding region: 155-1582 (475 amino acids)
Molecular function (GO): DNA binding
Source: RefSeq, a predicted model, not a curated record
AUCAACUCUACAAUACCGAAUUGAAAAAAUUAAGAACGGUGUAGAAAAUCCAGCGCUAUCGCGUGGGGAGUAUGCGUCCAAAUAUACAGUUGCGCAAGUGUUCAACAUCGAACAAGAACAAAAACUGUCUGAAUAUUUAAUUAAAUGCAGCAAGAUGCAUUACGGUCUAACAUUAAAGCAGACAAUGGUUUUGGCCUAUGAAUAUGCUGAACAUUUACAGUGUAAAUAUCCUCAGUCCUGGAAAACUAAUGGUUUUGCUGGUAAAGACUGGGUGCUGGGAUUUAGAAAGAGAAACAAAAGUAUUAGUUUGAGAAAACCUGAAAAUACAAGUGCAGCUAGAAGUUUCGCAUUCAACAAAACUGCUGUUACCGAGUUUUUUGACAAUUAUUACUGGCAUGCGUCAGCGCAACUUCGUCGGCCAAAGAGUUUAGUAUCGCUAUGCAAAAGAGUGAUCGCUAAAUACAAACUUCAAAAAGAGCCAAAAAAGCUUACAUCUCCUGAGUCAUUUUCCGUCGUUGGUGGAAAACCUUUGAGGGCUUUGAAGAAGAGAACAGAAAAACCGCCAGAAAUCAUACCAAAGAAAAAGAAAGGGAGAAGUCCAAAAAGCCUAGCGGAGCUUUGUCAAAUAGUCAUAGAAGAAUACAAUCUUUUGCCUCAAUGCGAAGAGACCGAACAACCGGCACCCAACCAAUUACUAAUUGAAACCGCAUCUUCAUCUUCAAAGAAACGGGGAAGACCGCCGGGGAAGAAGCCAGAAAACGUUAAGGAAAAAAAACAAGCUACUCGUAAGAGAGGAAGACCACGUAAAGAUCAGAAGACGUCGAGUGAAUUUGAGGAACCUUCCAUUAGUUACUCCGGUUACUCGUCUUUUUUGGAACAGUCACAGGAUAUAAGGAGAAGUCCAAAAAGCCUAGCGGAGCUUUGUCAAAUAGUCAUAAAAGAAUAUAAUCUUUUGCCUCAAUGCGAAGAGACAGAACAACCGGCACCGAACCAAUUACUAAUUGAAACCGCAUCUUCAUCUUCAAAGAAACGGGGAAGACCGCCGGGGAAGAAGCCAGAAAACGUUAAGGAAAAAAAACAAGCUACUCGUAAGAGAGGAAGACCACGUAAAGAUCAGAAGACAUCGAGUGAAUUUGAGGAACCUUCCAUUAGUUACUCCGGUUACACGUCUUUUUUGGAACAGUCACAGGAUAUAAGAAAAAUCAAAAUAGAACAAGAUCUCUUUUUGGACCAGCCUCCUGAAGAUGAUCCUUUACAAGAUGAAGAUGAUUUCACAAUUGAGAUUAAAGAAGAACGCGUUGACAUUGAAAUCGAACAAGAAUGUGUUGCUAUCUCCAAUAUUACUGAAGCUUCAGCGCAAGAAAUAGUCUUAAACCCAAUGGUUCAAGUAGGGAUACCUGAUCCUUAUGGACAGGUAACAGUUCCAAACACAAUGACCGUAGUCAUGGACGAAUACCAGAUAUUUGCUAAUAGCAUAGCUGAACAAUUACGGACAUUACCUCCGAACAGAGCAUUACUGCUGCAACUUGAUAUUCAAACUAUGAUCGAUAAUGAAAAGCAGCUUAUUGGUCAUGAAAGUUAGUGAGAUUGAGAUAUCAUAUUUUUACUAAUUCUGGCAGUGCAAAGACUGAUUGUUUUAAUUGUAUUUAAGUUCGCCAGUGAUUAUCAUCAUUCAAUUUUUAAUUUCCUUUCAUUUUAAGAUUAAUAUUUUAAGUGUAUUGUGAUACUAUUAAUGUUUAAGUUUUUUUAUUGUGAGUUAAGUCUAGUUUUUUGUUUAAACGGAAAGUGGAUUGGAUAUUGACAAUAUUUGUUUUAGAUAAUCCAAUGCGAUUGUAAUCUUGUUUAACAAGUUGAUUAAAUUAAUAGAUGUGCAUUUUAAAUGCCCAUUUAUUCAAAUGUUUAUUCCUGACUGCCAAAACGGUUAAAAGAAAAUAAAGAUUAUUUUAAUA